GCGCCCGGGAGGCGCUGAGGCGUGGGGCGCAGCAUGGCGGUGGCGGCGCUGGAGGCCGGGGCUCGGCUGGGCCGGCUGCUGAGCGGGCCGGGGUCCGGCCCAGCGCUGAGAGCGGGGCGAGGGCACGGGACGGCGGCCGGGCGCUCGCGGAGCCGGCGCGAGGCGGACGCGCCCGUGUUCCAGUAUGUGGGCGAGCGGGCGGCCCGCGCCGACCGCGUCUUCGUGUGGGGCUUCAGCUUCUCGGGGGCGCUGGGCGUGCCCACCUUCGUGCUGCCCCGCGCCGGGCCCGAGCGGCGCGCCGGCUCGCGUCCGCCCCGCAGGAUCCAGCCGGUGCCCUACCGCCUGGAGCUGGACCAGAAGAUUUCAUCUGCUGCCUGUGGCUAUGGAUUCACAUUGCUCUCUUCUAAAACUAAAGAUGUGACGAAAGUUUGGGGUAUGGGGCUCAACAAAGAUUCCCAGCUUGGAUUUCAUAGGAGCCACAAAGAUAAAACCCGGGGUUAUGAGUAUGUUCUGGAGCCCUCACCUGUCCCACUGCCUCUAGACAGACCCCAGGAGACACGGGUGCUGCAGGUCUCCUGCGGCAGAGCCCACUCUCUUAUCCUGACAGACUGCGAAGGAGUCUUCAGCAUGGGAAACAACGCUUACGGGCAAUGUGGAAGAAAUGUGGUCGAAAAUGAAAUUUACAGUGAAAGUCACAAAGUCAAUAGAAUGCAGGACUUCGAUGGACAGGUGGUCCAGGUGGUUUGUGGCCAGGACCAUAGCUUGUUCCUGACGGACAAAGGAGAAGUCUACUCUUGUGGCUGGGGUGCUGAUGGGCAAACAGGUGAAUGUCCCUCGGUGCCUACCCUUCUCAGGAGUGGGGAAGGUGAAGCAGGCCGCGUGUGGCGGUACAGGCUGUGCUGUGUUAAAUGGAGAAGGACAUGUUUUCGUCUGGGGCUACGGGAUUCUUGGGAAAGGCCCAAACCUUGUGGAAACUGCAUUUCCAGAGGUGAUCCCACCCACUCUCUUUGGCCUGACGGAGUUCAACCCGGGAGUCCACGUUUCUCAUAUUUGGUGUGGUCUCAGCCACUUUGCUGCCCUGACCAGCAAAGGAGAGCUGUUUGUGUGGGGCAAGAACAUCCGAGGGUGCCUUGGCAUUGGUCGCCUAGAAGACCAGUAUUUCCCAUGGAGGGUGACGAUGCCUGGGGAGCCUGUGGAUGUGGCGUGUGGUGUGGACCACAUGGUGACUCUGGCCAAGUCAUUUGUCUGAAGCCUCGCCCAGCCCGCGGGAGCCCGGAACCCGGCCUCAGAACCACCGGGGCUGCUCAGCAGAGGCCCCUGCAGGGGCUCCCCGCCCUUGGUGAAGCAAGAUGCUCUCUGCCAUGCCCUGAGCAGGAAGAUGCUGCAGGUCCGGGGACUCAGGCCCCUCUAGCCGAGGGUGAGACCCGCCGUUUUCAUCGCAGGAUGGCUGGCUGUCCUUGUCAGGCCUGGCAGCAGUGACAGGAGUCCUGGGCUGUGUGGCCCCAGCAGAACGAGGAACCUCCGCACGUCUCGGCCCUUCCAGGACCGUGUGACGGCUCCCCGUGGCCCAUCGGACUCCGGAAGCUACUCUGAGGGAAGCCUGGCCAUUUUGUUUGAUCUUAAAGGUGGCCUCAGAAUCGAGUGGCCGGGAGGGCGUCUGUAGGCCCCCAGCACGGCAGAGCUCAGGGUGGGAGUGCGGGCGGCUGCGUGGGCUGCGUGGGCUGCGUGGGCAGCGGGGCGAGCCCCGGCGCGGCUGCGGGAGCCAGGCUUCAGGCCCCCGCAGGAGUUAGAGCGAGGCCAGCCUCUCGUGACUGAGCACCCCCCGCGGAAGCUUGGCUGGAGGGCCAGCCUUGGAGGAGGGAUUCAAACAUUGUGGAAAACAUGUGAGGUAGUAACAUAAACUUGGCCUUUCAUUUAAAAACAUCUUUUAAAAAUCUCUUUUGGAAUAAAGUCUAUUUUCUGCCUUUUUAUUUUUAAGCA
This is a messenger RNA of Canis lupus familiaris (dog), 1980 nucleotides long. It is a transcript of the gene RCC1L, whose product is annotated as RCC1 like. Bases 34 to 1479 code for a protein of 481 amino acids. The record is from RefSeq and is a predicted model, not a curated record. Lineage: Eukaryota; Metazoa; Chordata; Mammalia; Carnivora; Canidae. The transcript is spliced from 10 exons.